Messenger RNA from Coregonus sp. 'balchen', 1564 nucleotides. Lineage: Eukaryota; Metazoa; Chordata; Actinopteri; Salmoniformes; Salmonidae. The record is from the annotation of a GenBank genome assembly.
AUGGCUACAUUUUACAACAUGUACCAGUCAGAAACAACAUCGAUUAUGGCCGUUUUCGUCGAGGCGGCAAUUACAGAAAUUAACAAACUUUGGCCAAACUCUUACGCUAACGUUAGCAAUCCGGAGAGAGAGGUGAGCUAAAGUUACGUCAAGAUACUGGUAAACUACGUUACGCUGUCUAGUUGCUAGCUAGUUUACCUAACGUCGGUUUUUAAGCACAUGAUGUAACUAUGCCUAAAUUAGCUAGCUAAGUUAGCUAGCGUCCUGUAAUUUGCUUCUCUAGCUGGCUAACAUUAGCUAGCUAGCUACUAACGUUAACUAGUUUGCUAACUUUAUUGGUCUCACGUCCUCUUUGCUGUAGCAGCAUAUAGCUAGCUAGCUAGCUAUUAAGGUAACAUUUUUCAAUUUCUCUACACAGCUUUGCACAAUUAUGAAUCUGAUGAUGGAGGAGGCUAUUCGUAAAAUCUGCCAACUAUUCCUAGUGGCUUCCUCGAGUUUACAAAAUGAGAACGUGAAACUGAAGACCAAGGUCGAGCAGAUGACCCAGUUGUUUGAAAACAAUACACAGCCUGGUAAAAGUAUGCUUAUUUUAACGCUCAUGUAAAAACAUUUUAUUGAAAUUGCCAUUAGGGUUGGGUCAGUGCAAUCCGGAAUCCUAACCAUUUAAAAUGUCAACUUCAUUGGGGUAGGGACGUCCCAAGGAACUGGAUUGCACGGACCACCAUAUAUAUUGGUAAAUGUAUUUUACUAACUAAAUUAGACUAGUGUCCUUUCCAGCUGGUCUAUUUGUACAUCAAGAUGCCUAAUGCAACAGAAACAGGACAUAUAUAGGCUCCGGCUCAAUGGGGCGUUCAGUAUGGAGCGAUUUCAGUGCCAACAGAAACUGUAUUUGAAUUCAAUAUUUUGAAUGUAAUGGACAAAUUGAAUCAUUCAUACAGUGAACUUGAUUUUCAUGAUUUAAAACUGAAAUGAAUUAAUACAAGACAACGUAUUUUUUAUUAAUGAAAUUAGUUUGGUAUAAUCCUCAAAUGUGUAAAACCUGCUUAAUUUAUAGUUUUGUGUGUAUAUACUCAUAUUCCUUUUAUCUUUAGGUCCUGCAAAGGUUUGCAGUAAACCCACAGAGACGUCUUCAUUGGAGAAUGACUCCUCUCUGGGAGACACAGAUGGACUGAAUACAGACCCCUCCCCAAGAGACACCGAAUCCAACGUUGAGCAUAUGAGAGCUGCUCUGCCAGAGGGCAACGAGAGAGACGGCCAUGAAAGCCAGAAAAACGGCAAUACUACUAGAGGGACACGAUCCAAAGAAACCAAACGCUUCAAGUGUGAUAUUUGUGAGAAGACCUUCAGCCGGAACAAACGGCUGGUACAACACAAGCUAACUCACACAAGACCCUUCAAGUGUGAUGUUUGUGAAAAGACCUUCAGCAUGGAAGGGUCACUGGAAGCUCACACGCUAACUCACACAAGACCCUUCAAGUGUGAUGUUUGUGACAAGGCCUUCAGCCGGAACCGCUUGCUGGUACGUCACAAGCUAAUUCACACAGGAGAGAGGCCAUUCGCUUGU